UAAGUGAAACUUGGCAUCCUAUCAGGGGUAAGAUUGUAUCUCACCAUCAUUUGGUCUUUUCUACCAUAGACUUACCAUGGAAAAGUAUGGUCCAAAGAAGAGUGUUUUUAAAGACAUCUGAUCAUUGACAGUGAUACCAGAUUCACAAUGGAGGUUCCCCCAGCAAGCAAGUUUGAUAACACCUUUAUGUUUGAGGACAAGUUAGAGAUUGAGCAAGAACUAUUCCCAAGUGAGGACUUAGGGAACCCUUUUCUUCAUGAAGGAGGCUUAGAACAAAUGGCUGUCAUCUAUAAGGAGAUCCCUCUUGGAGAGCAAGAUGUGGAAUGUGAGGAUUAUGAGGGGAAUUUCCGCCUGUGCUCAAGCCCUAUUCCACAUCAGAGCAUUACCCUUGGAGGCAAACCUCAAGAUGAGGAGCUACUUGGCCAAACUUUCCUUCAGAAAUCAGACCCCAGUGUGUGUCAGAUAAUCCACAGUGGAGAAGAGGAAGCAGGCAGGGUGAAGUCACAACUUAAUGCACCUCACAGAAGCCUACAUCCCACCAAGCCCUAUGCUUGUCACGAGUGCGGAAAGGCCUUCAGCCAGAGCUCCCACCUUCUCCGACACCUGGUCAUCCACACUGGGGAGAAGCCGUAUGAGUGCUGUGAGUGUGGGAAGGCCUUCAGUCAGAGCUCCCACCUUCUCCGACAUCAGAUCAUCCACACUGGGGAGAAGCCCUUCCAGUGCCAAGAGUGUGGGAAAGCCUUUCGCCAGAGCUCAGCCCUCACCCAACACCAGAAAAUCCACACAGGGAAGAGGCCCUAUGAGUGUAGAGAAUGUGGGAAGGAUUUCAGCCGGAGCUCUAGUCUCCGAAAACAUGAGAGAAUUCAUACGGGAGAGAGACCUUAUCAGUGUAAGGAAUGUGGGAAAGCCUUUAACCAGAGUUCAGGCCUGAGCCAGCAUCGGAAAAUUCACACCCUUAAGAAACCCCACGAAUGUGACCUCUGUGAGAAAGCCUUCUGUCACAGAUCCCAUCUCAUCCGGCACCAGCGGAUUCACACAGGGAAGAAACCUUACAAGUGUGAAGAAUGUGGGAAGGCGUUCAGCCAGAGCUCCAACCUUAUUGAACAUCGGAAGACCCACACCGGUGAGAAACCCUACAAGUGUCAUAAGUGCGAGAAGGCCUUUAGCCAGAGCUCCUCACUCAUUGAGCACCAGCGGAUCCACACUGGGGAGAAGCCCUAUGAGUGUUGUCAGUGUGGCAAGGCCUUCUGCCACAGCUCCGCACUGAUUCAGCACCAGAGGAUCCAUACUGGCAAGAAGCCGUACACCUGUGAGUGUGGCAAAGCCUUCCGGCACAGGUCGGCCCUCAUUGAGCAUUAUAAAACCCAUACCAGAGAGAAGCCCUAUGUGUGUAAUCUGUGUGGCAAGUCUUUCCUGGGAAGCUCACACCUGAUUAGGCAUCAGAAAAUCCAUGCUGGUAAAAAACUAUAGAAGGGGAAACUGCAUCAUAGCUUGAAGCCUUUAUAUAGCUUUGCCUCUAUGACUCUCCCUGCCUCCCUGAGAAAAAAAGGCCCACGAGGCCCUCCUGGACAGCCCCACCUGCAGGAAGGCAUCUUGCUAAACUUGCCACACUUAGCAGGUUUCUUGCAUGAAAGGAAUGGUGGGACUACAGGGAGGCAAGCCACAGACACAGAGCUGGCUUCAGUUCUCUCAUUCUCACAUUUAACUCCCAAGCCUUCAUUUCACCCUCUCUUUCACUCUUCUCCACAGCCCAAAAGAAGCACAGACAUUGAGGAAAAGAGUUGAGUUAGACUCAGGAAAAUGGCAUUUGAAAUCAGGCCUAAGCCCGGGACUUCCCAAGAAGGCAAAAACAGUGCUCACAGCUGGAGUUGGCUGAAGAAAAUGGAUUCAAAUGUAGAUGUAGUAGAGGGGAAAGGAGAAUCUCUACCUGGGUCAGGCACCAAGGACAAACAAAAUAGGUUAACAGAGCAGAGAAUAUCUGGAGGAUUGCUUUGAGGAUUGAGGGUAGAAGUAUAGGAUCCCAGAGCACAGUCUCACCCUCUUAUUGGAAGGAGGGUGGAUUCUGUCAGAUGCUAUGUCACAAGAGCAGAUGGUGGCCACAAGAUGUUUAUGGCACUGGUGCCAGCUAACAGCUCCUCCCUGAAACCCAGUGUUCCCAAGAUCACAAUGUGCCUUGAGCCCAUUUCUAGUCUGAUGAUUCUACAGGUUCCCCGCUGCUCACCAAUGUAGGGAUGUGGGCAGCUGAUGAUUUGGUGGAAGGGUGUGAUUCAAUCAGAAGGUCUGGGUUCAAAUCCCGCUGCUGCUUCCUCCUAUUAUGUGACCUUAAGUCCUGUAACUUCCCAAGGCUCUGUUUCCUUGUUUGAGGAUAGAAUGUGACCUUUUAUCUCUAAGGGUUGGUGGCUCCCAUUCAGAAUAUAUUCAUGCUCAAAAGUGCUUUGGCAGUAGCAAUCAUGGGUGAUAGCUGAGAAUGGAGACCCUGAGUGAGCUCUGCUCCACAUUCUCUUACUGACCAAAGAAAUGACCUACAUGUGCUUCCUUCUGGACCUCAUCUUGAGACUCCAGGAUGUUUUGUCCAAGCUUCUGUGUUUUUUCUGUUUUCUGGCCAACAGGUUCACAGGAGAGCUUAAAAAGUACUACUGCUUGUGUUUCAACUGGGCCAAUCAGCUGGCAUCCCUGGGUGUGGGCCCCAACAACUGUAUGUUCAAAAAAGCUCUCUGGGUGAUUAUAAGGUACACUUGUGGCUAGGCCUGUGCCUGGCAUUCAGGCAGCAUCUGCAGCUUCCAGUGUCAGCCUGCUCACUCUGACAGAACAGAGCUUGGAGCUGUUCUCAGUUUCCAGCUCCCAGAGUCUCAGGUAUGGGCUUAGGCAAUGAGCUGGACCCAAUGAUAAGCAUUUACUCUAGGCCAAAGGAGCUCUGUCUCUCCCUCUCUCUGGGCUUUAUGUAUAGACAACUGUUCCACCAUGGAGCUGCUUUAAUGCAGUUCUAUUCCCCACCCUUCUGAACCCCCAGAUAGUGGAGAAAGAGGUAGCCUGGCUGUUUUGAAGUGUUAACAAAGUAAAUGGUUGGAAUGACAUGAAUUCGUCAUGAUGCUGGUCAUUUAGCUGAUCAGAAGCUCAGUGCGGCAGUUAUGGCAGCUAUACAUAGUUUUGAUGAAUCAACAUGGGAGAGCUGUUUUUGUUCCUUAGUAAGUGGGGCUUGGUUGGCCAGAAGGUUUGAACUUUGAUGUGUGUGCUAGGUUGGAAAUAUCACAGUGGGAGUCCUGAUCACUUCCGACAACCUCAUGUCAUCUAGAAACCGUUGGACUGUGAAGGCCCCAGAGCCUUCCUUAUAGGUAGUCCUGGCCACUGUCUGCAGUUAGCUAAUAUCCCAAGUCUUUAGUCUUUUGUCAGGAGUAAGGAAAGAAGGAAAGAAUGCUGGGAUAAGAGUUGGAACAGGAGGUAGCAUCAGGAAGGGGCCCCUGAAAGAUCUACCUCCUCACACUCCCAUUCCACCUUAACCAAGGCCUGUCCUUGUCCACUGAGCAUUUGUUACCUAUCUAAGGUCUAUCUGUGGCUGCCUUUUCUACACAUUCCAAACUGAUUUGUUUUUGGGGGGUACCAGUCUGAGGGACUGAACUCAGUGCUCAGGUACUGUCCCUUAGCUUCUUCACUUAAGGCUGGCAUUCUACCAUU
Messenger RNA from Perognathus longimembris pacificus (Pacific pocket mouse), 3672 nucleotides. Its product is annotated as zinc finger protein 70-like. The record is from RefSeq and is a predicted model, not a curated record. The coding region runs from base 148 to 1470 and encodes 440 amino acids. Gene Ontology annotation, molecular function: RNA polymerase II cis-regulatory region sequence-specific DNA binding; DNA-binding transcription factor activity. NCBI's taxonomy places the organism in Eukaryota, Metazoa, Chordata, Mammalia, Rodentia, Heteromyidae. Gene Ontology annotation, biological process: regulation of transcription by RNA polymerase II. The transcript has a single exon.